AUGGAACCAGAAAUAUCAAUAGAACCACCACGCCCUUGCAAGAACAAUACAGAGCAACACAUUAAUAUCACAGUCGUAAACUACUUGUCUCAAGGAAUCGUAGUGUUUUUGAAAUCAGGAGCACCACCCUUGCAUAUUAAUUAUAUCGAUCGUAUCACGACCUUCUCUGAAAAUCCUAUCAAGCAAAACAUUAUCUGUCGUGUUGAUCAACAACCACCAACUUCUUCAAACCUCCCAGUCACAGGUGAAAUCGGGUUCCUCAUUAUAUUUGUGGCUGUCAAUAAAAAUGAUGAAGAGGUUCCCAGAUAUGUGCGACUCUUAGACAGAAGAGUACAAAAUGGGUCUACAUUCAAUGUUCUUCCAAGACAUUAUCUCGCAACCAUGGAUACCGAUAGACGUCUGUUCGAUCAACAUUUUCAACCGGAAUCCAAUGAUAUUGGUGGUAACCCUGCUUCUGGUUUAUAUGUAAUGACCUUCUCCGAUCCUGAUCAAGAAGAAACCAAGCAAUUCGAUCCUCUCUUCCCCAUUGGGAUGUAA
Cavenderia fasciculata is the source of this 537-nucleotide messenger RNA. RefSeq lists its product as uncharacterized. The coding region runs from base 1 to 537 and encodes 178 amino acids. NCBI's taxonomy places the organism in Eukaryota, Evosea, Eumycetozoa, Acytosteliales, Cavenderiaceae. The transcript has a single exon. The record is from RefSeq and is a predicted model, not a curated record.